This is a messenger RNA of Hordeum vulgare subsp. vulgare (domesticated barley), 2462 nucleotides long. RefSeq names its product anthocyanidin reductase ((2S)-flavan-3-ol-forming)-like. Gene Ontology annotation, molecular function: oxidoreductase activity, acting on the CH-OH group of donors, NAD or NADP as acceptor. The transcript has 9 exons. The record is from RefSeq and is a predicted model, not a curated record. NCBI's taxonomy places the organism in Eukaryota, Viridiplantae, Streptophyta, Magnoliopsida, Poales, Poaceae. The coding region runs from base 208 to 1224 and encodes 338 amino acids.
GCAUGGACCCGAUCGAUCCUCUGAGAUGCAUGGGAGGAUGAGGAUGAACUCAGGAAGCGAGCAGCGGGUGGAGUUUAGUCUAGGCACGAUAGCACCUGUUGCUGUCAGUGUGCCAACAACCACACCAGAGGAACGACCUCACAACCUCUGCGCUUGAAGCUAGGGGAUCACCAUCGUCCUCCUUGGCGUAACUGAUCCGUGGCAGCGAUGUCGGCCGGCAAGGGAAGGAAGACGGCGUGCGUCACCGGAGGGAGCGGCUACAUCGCUUCAGCGCUCGUGAAGACGCUGCUGGAGAAGGGGUACGCCGUCAAGACGACGGUCAGAGACCCCGAGGACAGGGAGAAGAACUCCCACCUCAAGGACUUGCAAGCGCUUGGCCCCUUGGAGAUCAUCCGUGCCCACUUAGACGUAGAAGGCAGCUUUGACGAGGCUGUAUCCGGCUGCGACUACGCCUUCCUCGUCGCUGCCCCGAUGGACUUCGGGUCGGCAGACCCUGAGAGGGACAUGAUCGACGCCGCCGUCCAAGGAACCUUGAACGUGAUGAGGUCGUGCGUGAGGGCCGGGACGGUGAAGCGUGUGAUCCUGACGUCGUCGGAUUCUGCGGUCUCCAUGAGGCCGCUGCCGGACGAGGUUCGUGUGCUCGACGAGGGCUCCUGGUCCGACGUCGAGUACCUCAGGGCCAACAAGCCAUCAACAUGGGCAUACGCAGUGUCGAAGGUGCUUGCUGAGAAGGCGGCAAGCAAAUUCGCGGAGGAGAAUGGCAUUAGCCUUGUCACCAUGUUGCCGGUGUUCAUCUUGGGCGCGGCGCCGGUCACCAAGCCCACGUCCAGCGUCCCUGUCACCCUCUCCCUGUUGACCGGGGAUGAGGCACUGAUGGAUAUCAUGAUAGGCAUGCAGUCGACCACGGACUGCGUGCCCAUAAGCCACAUCGACGACCUCUGUCGUGCCGAGGUGUUCGUCGCCGAGAACGAGUCCUCCUCGGGAAGAUACCUCUGCUGCAGUCACAACACCACCGUCUUGCAACUCGCUCGUCUCAUGGCGGACAAGUACCCACAGUACAAUAUGAAACUCGAACGCUUUGAUGGGUCCCCAGAGAAGCCGAGAGUGUGUGUGUCGUCUGAGAAGCUCAUCGGGGAAGGGUUUGUGUUCAAGUACAAUGAUCUGGGUGAGAUCUUUGACGGCCUUGUUGAGUACGGCCGAACCACGGGGAUUCUACCCUACUGAUGUGUACCUCCGCUUUGAUCGAUAUGUGUUCAGGAGUACAAAAUAAGGUCAUCUCAAAUAAGCAAAACACGCACACGCACACGCACCCCCCCCCCCUCCCCACACGCAUACACACGCCCACACACACACGCGCACGCGCACGCACACACACACACACAUCGGGUUCAUUUACUUCUCGACCAUUUUCGAGUUAAACAUAGAAGUAUCACAACUGAAGCAGAACGUAGAAAUUGUUAUCAAGAUUUCUACUUUUUCAUGUUAGUAUCAACUUUGUGUGAAGUCGUUGUAAAUAAGUCUAAACCCGUGCUUUAUAAGUAUUGACGCUCGAUUUGACCGGUCAGGCCCACUCGUCAGGUGCCACGGUGGCCAAUCGACGUGUACCCGCACGCUGACGAGGAUGGGCCCGACGCGGUCGCUCUCUUACCCCGGCCGGUCUCUCCCCUCAUCCCCCACCCGACCACUCCCCAGUCCUUCCCACCCCACCACUCUCCUCGCCGACGGUCCCGAGCGCCACACGCCCGCAGUACCGCGCAUCCGUCGUCGCCAUGGUUUUCGAGGACGAGAGCAGCGACGACCAGUCGAGCCUCCCGUACAUGCACUCCUUCAACUUCUUCACCGAUGGGAUUUACCAGUGGAGAGAUGUGUAUUAGCUUGUGCAGGUUUCAGUUUCAGUUGAAGACCCGCAUUACCAUGGGCUUGAGCUUGAUAUAACGGUGUUCUAUUAUAAGCACAACAGUGCAUCGAAGAGGCAUGUUGCAUUUGAAGGCACAACCACAGGAAGAAGGUUCUUAGCAUGUGCAGAACAUGUGAUAAUUAUGGUUUCGUUUAAUGGGUUGAUCACGAGUGGCCCGUAAUAGUGCAAAAUGCAUUGUUGAAGCUUUGUGCAAUGUUUGAAGAUGCCAAGAAUGCUAGGGUGACUCAUAAUCUCUAAAGUGUUGUGACUAUUCACCAUCUAUCAGAAGAGAAGAAUACUAUGGAUGCCAACUAUGACAAGUUAGUUAAAGAUGUGCAUGAACUGAUUGAUUUCCAGGAGGAAAGGGUGAUUGAUUUCAGUUAUCUCAAUCCAACCUAACCUAUCAAUAUCAAUGCAGAAGUGAGCUCGUGGCUGAUAUGAAAGGACAAAUUGUAACAGCCCAAAUGUUUCCCUUUCCAUAUUUGUACUCCUUUCCUUAUUUGUGGAGACAUUGUUGAAUCAUGUAUGGAUGUUAUAAGGAGGUUAUCAUUUCAUGUGGCCAUCA